GGAGCCGGGACCGGAGCAGCGGCUGGAGGAGGAGGAGGCGGCGCGGCCCGGCUGCAGCAUGGAGGAGCCCAGCACCAGGGGCCGCCAGCGAGGUGCCCGCGCCCCCCGCCAUGGCCAUCGUCGAGCCCAGCCCUGAGCCCGGUGCGCGCCCGCGCCGUGGUGCCAUGGGCAGCGUGGGCAGCCUCCUCGCUGGCCGGCCCUGCCACGACCGGCCCGGCCAGGCCACCGGCUUCGUCCCAGCCCGGCCGGCGCCCCCGGGCCCAGGCCCUUGGGGCUCCCAGGACCCGCUGCUGCUCAGCCUGCGCCCCAAGAAGUCCCCCGCCAGCCCCUGCAGCGAUGCCGAGGAGCCGCGCGGGGGCAGCCUCCGCGGGCCCCCCCCCAAGUUGGUGCCUGUCUCGGGGCGGCUGGAGAAGAACGUGGAGAAGACGCUGAUCCGCCCCACGGCCUUCAAGCCGGUGGUGCCCAAGGGCCGGAGCCCGGGCGGUCCGGCGCUGUCCGACAGCCAGGCCAGCUUGGCCCAGCUCUUCGAGAAGCCGGGGGGUCCCCACAGCUGCCGCCACAGCGCCCACUCGGGGACCCUGUCGGACUCGGGGAGGAACUCCCUGUCCAGCCUGCCCACCUACAGCACCGGGGGCAGCCACGCCGAGCCGCCCGGUGCCACGCCGGGCCACGGUGCGCCGGACGGGCUGGGCGCGCGGGGUCUGCCCGGGCCCUGGGCCUCGGACAGCGGGCGCUCGUCGUCCAGCAAGAGCUCGGGCUCGCUGAGCGGCCGCGGGGCCCCCUCCUCGGACGGCGGGUCCCGCGGGCGCUCGCCGGGCAGUGGCGACGAGGUCCUGCUGGUGCGGGAGCUGGAGGAGAAGCUGCGGGAGCGGGAGGCCGAGCUGCGGCGGCUGCGGGAGAGCCUGGAGGAAGAGGGUGCCGGUGGGCAGGUGCUGGGGGAGCCGGCGGCAGGCGGUGCGGCGGAGCUGGUGGCGCGGCAGGCGGGCCGGGGGCGCCGGGCGCAGCAGGUGCUGCAGCUGCAGGUGCUGCAGCUGACGCAGGAGAAGCGGCAGCUGCAGGAUGACUUCGCCCAGCUGCUGCAGGAACGCGAGCUGCUGGAGACGCGCUGCGCCGCCCUGGAGCGCCAGCAGGCCCAGCUGGCCCCGCGCCUGGAGGAGACGCAGUGGGAGGUGUGCCAGAAGGCGGGCGAGAUCUCCCUGCUGAAGCAGCAGCUGAAGGAGGCGGCGGGCGAGGCGGCGCAGCGGGGCACGGAGCUGCUGGGGCUGCGGGCGCAGCUGCGGGAGGCGCGGGCCGGGCUGCAGGCGGGCGAGGCGGGCGCCCGCGAGCUGCGGGAGGCGGUGCGGGCCAAGGCGCUGGAGCUGGAGCGCUGCGGGCAGGAGCUGGGGCGCCGGCAAGCCGAGGCAGAGCGCCUGCGGCUGCAGGCCGGGCGGCUGGAGCGCGAGCUGGCCGCGCUGCGGAGCGCCGAGCCGGCGCCGGGCCCCGAGGCGCCCGAGUCCCUGCGGCGCCGGGCCGAGCGGCUGCGGGCCGAGCUGGAGGCCGAGCGGCGCCGGGGCCGGGAGGAGCGCCAGGCCUUCGAGGCCGAGCGCUGCACCUGGCAGGCCGAGAAGGACGAGGUGCUGCGCUACCAGCGCCGCUUGCAGCAGCACUACGUGCACAUGUACCGCCGCAACCGCCAGCUCGAGCGCCGCCUCGGCCCCCCCGGUCCCGGCCCCGGCCCCGGCCCCGCGCUGCGCCUCGAGGAGAUCGCCGCCACCCAGAUCUGACCCGCGCCUGGGAGCCCUCGCCGGGGCGGGGAGCCGGCUCCAUGCUCGGGGGUGGGGGUGAGCAAGGGGCUCCCCGAGCUCCCGAGCUGGAGCGUAGGGCCCCUCCGGUGCGUGCGGCAGGGGGAGGUUGGUUUCUAUGCUGUGUGAAAUGACUCUAUUUUUGUAGGACCUACAGAAACUGCCCCCGACCUCUCCGCCUGCCUGCCUGCCCCACCCCUCGCCCCGGUCGGACCCCUGAGCCCCUCGGCUCCGCGUAGCUGAGAUGUCUUGCCAGUGCCUUCUCCCACUGCCCAGAUGCCCCCUUCUACCUCGAUUUCCCCCCCUUUGCCGUGUGCUCAGGGCGGUCCUGGGCGUGGGGUGGGGUCCCAGCCCGUGCUCGGUGCCCCCGCCCCAGGCCUGGCACCGGCUGCACUAUAGGGCUCUGCUCCCACCCCACCCGCCCUGGCUCCCCUGGCUCUCGGGCGCCUUUCACAGCUCCGCUCCAGUCGGGCAAGCCGCCCGUGUGUGACCCCCGGGCUGGGAGGGUGGCCGGGCCAGCCCCCGCUGGCACUGGGUCCUGGCUGUCCCCCCAGCCCCGGGCACAUGGGAGAUGCCCCUCCAGUCCCCUGGGAUCUGGCUGAGAGAGGGGCUGUUUCCUUCGCCCCCGCCCGAGCCACUCAGUCCAGGGAGGGGGUUUCCUCCCCGCCCCCUUGGCGUAGCAGUGCCCACCCGGGCCGGCAUCAGACCAAAGCACCCCCCCGGCACCACGGGCCUGGGGUUUUGUACAUUUAUUCCCGACCGCAUCCGCGUUUGUACAGACUGAGGGCGCCAAUAAACCCGCUGUGUUUGUA
This is a messenger RNA of Alligator mississippiensis (American alligator), 2593 nucleotides long. It is a transcript of the gene LZTS2, whose product is annotated as leucine zipper tumor suppressor 2. The transcript is spliced from 5 exons. Bases 111 to 1763 code for a protein of 550 amino acids. The record is from RefSeq and is a predicted model, not a curated record. Lineage: Eukaryota; Metazoa; Chordata; Crocodylia; Alligatoridae. Gene Ontology annotation, biological process: negative regulation of canonical Wnt signaling pathway.